Stereum hirsutum FP-91666 SS1 is the source of this 510-nucleotide messenger RNA. RefSeq lists its product as uncharacterized. The coding region runs from base 120 to 314 and encodes 64 amino acids. Lineage: Eukaryota; Fungi; Basidiomycota; Agaricomycetes; Russulales; Stereaceae. The transcript has a single exon. The record is from RefSeq and is a predicted model, not a curated record.
UGGAGACUCGGAGAUGGGAGGGCGGUGUGUCGAGGGUACAUGGCGGGUUGGAAGGGGUAUCUUCUGCAAGUUGAGUGAAAGAGGAGAAAGAUAAUGGAGCAGAUAUCAAUUAGACCAGAAUGUCAAGAAGUGUAAGAGUUCGUCGCGGCGAUUCAAUCGUCUUUGAGCUGAUAAAGUUAUUUGAAAGGGGGCACGAUGACACGCCGGCGUGUCUGGUAUUUGUCACGGCUGUGAGAGAACGGAGAGGGGAGAGCGAUGGCAUAGUGCAGCCCUCAUGGCCUUUAUAUUUUGGGCACGACAGUUGUGAGAAUUAGCGUAGUGGCCCAAGCUGAGCACAACAAUUGUCUUUGUCUCCGUUUGGCUGAGCAUGGAGCCUCAGGCUCGAUCGAGACUGACGAACCAGCCUGAGACAAUGGGAGAAUGCCUGUAUCCUCUAGAGAAAAGACACAAUAGGGCUGAAAGGUCGUUUCUCUCAAAAGACCGGAGAAACCGUGAUGAAAGACGAGACAG